This is a messenger RNA of Glossina fuscipes, 2712 nucleotides long. RefSeq lists its product as uncharacterized. NCBI's taxonomy places the organism in Eukaryota, Metazoa, Arthropoda, Insecta, Diptera, Glossinidae. The transcript is spliced from 3 exons. The coding region runs from base 1166 to 2605 and encodes 479 amino acids. The record is from RefSeq and is a predicted model, not a curated record.
CAGAAAAAUAAUUAUUGUAAAACACAAGCGAAUAAGCGAACAGUAAUAGAGAAGCAAACGGGCAACAAGAAAACCAGUAAAUGCAUGCAACAAGAAAUGAGAAAUAAAUAUAUCUAUAUAAGAAGUAUUAACGAGCUUGUAUAUGUAAGAGUGGUUAGUUAAAUGUGUGGCGUAUGCUAGCUUGUGAAAGCUGACGGGUAAGCGGUAGGCAAAGUAUCUAGAAAAAAAGAAAACAAAAUAAUUUAAAAAAACGAAGAAGAAGAAGAAACAGUCAAGCAUAGCAAACGAAUUAACCGAUUACCCGACAAACGAUAGCCAACACUGAACACUGACGACAAAAUAAAAUUUCUCUGUGUGCGCUGUGCAUCGCACGAAUUGAAAAUCAACGAAAAAGGAGAGGAAAAAUUCUUUUUUUCAUAUUAUUGACUGGCAACGUUUUUUUGUCACACACACAUGGGAAUUUAAAUGAAGCAGUGAAACGAAAAAUUAAUAUAAACCAAAUUUUUUUAAAAUAUAGAUAAUUUAUUAAGAAAAAUUUAAAACAAUUCUGGAAAAACAGGUUUUCUUUCUUGUGCUUGUCUGUAUGUGAAAUCUAUAAGACGUUUCCAAAGUGUGUAUAUUGGCGAAUUGGCCAUUUGUAUAAAGGUGGCUGGCAAGGAUUUAUUGCCUAAGGAAAUAUUUUAUUCCAUACACUAAAUGUUUUACCAUUUGGUGGUGGUGGUGUUUGUAAAGCCGCGGUUUGACGCAGUAGCCGAAGUCACUUUCACCACGUUGCUUGAUAUUCACCACAUUGAAGACAGCUGCCUGUAGCCAUACAGGCCAAAUACAUAAGAAGCAAAAAAAAAAAAAAAAACGACAAAAACACUGACAACGACCAUUGCAGCUAACCAACCACCAUAGUAAUACAUAGCAGCAAAGCAUUAUAACCACUAUAGCAGAAAUAAAGAGCAAGACGUUGACGUCUCUGUUCAAUAUUAAAACUAAAACACGGGCUACGUUUUGUGCGUCGAGCCGCCAUUACCAAAAAGUAAAGAAAAGUAGAACUACCAACAAACUGUAGCAGAAGUAGCAGCAGUAAACAUCUGUCAAACUUUACAUAUAUUUUGCAAAUUUUAAAAAGAAUUUUUUAAAAUCCAAACAUACAUAUAAAUAAUCGACAAUUGAAAUGACCAACGCCGGCAAGGAUACCGCCUCGUUCUUUGAGAACGGUACAACCGAACAGUUUGAUUUUUGUUAUAAACUUUAUCCACAAGUUUUAAAAUUGAAGGCUGAGAAACGUAACAAAAAACCGCAGGAACUGAUACGUCUCGAUCAAUGGUAUCAAAAUGAAUUACCCAAAUUAAUAAAAGGACGAGGGAAAGAUGCUCACAUCGUAUACGAUGAAUUGGUGCAGACUAUGAAAUGGAAGCAGGCACGUGGUAAAUUUUAUCCACAAUUAUCGUAUCUGGUCAAAGUGAAUACACCACGGGCCGUUAUUCAGGAAACUAAAAAAGCAUUUCGUAAAUUACCCAACUUGGAGCAAGCCAUUACGGCAUUGUCUAAUUUGAAGGGUGUUGGCACUACAAUGGCUUCGGCUUUGCUGGCCGCUGCCAGCCCCGAUUCGGCACCGUUUAUGGCCGAUGAAUGUUUAAUGGCUAUACCGGAAAUCGAAGGUAUCGAUUACACGACAAAAGAAUACCUCAAUUUUGUACAACAUAUACAGGCCACGGUGGAACGUUUAAAUACACAAGUUAGCGGCGAAAAACCACUUUGGUCGCCGCAUCGCGUCGAGUUAGCUUUGUGGGCUCAUUAUGUGGCCAACGACCUGAGUCCAGAUCUAUUGGAUCAAAUGCCCACUGGCAAGGGAGGCGGCGGCGGUGUCGGCGUCGUCGUUCUUAGUAGUGGUUUAUCAAAGGCAAACGGUAACGUAGGCAAAGUACUCAAUGAUGCUGCCAGUGAAGAUACCAAUGAUGGAGACAAUGACAUUGCAGCAGGGCGUCGGGAGCCGCAUAAUUUAGCCGCCGAAUCGGAAACUGAGAAUGAGAAUACCAAUCCUACACCACAAGAUGGCGAUUCUAAUUUCGUAUCGAAUGAUUCCACAUCACAAGAGCCCAUUAUCGAUGAAAAUACUACACAGACUACAGCUACCACCACAACUGAUGACGGUGAUGGUGAGGCGGUUACUCCAUUGGCCUCGGAUUCUGAAAGCAAUAUGGAGCCACCAACACUUAACAAGCAUCACAAUAAUAAUGCAAAGCGUAAAGAGGCAAAUAGCAGCUCGGGUAUUGCUACCACAGCAUUGGCUAACGCCAGCAGCAAUGGAGCUGCGUCGGCGGUUACCGCUGCAGCGGCUGCUAUAUACGGCGAGAACAGCCAUUGCCUGCGUGAAUCAGAAUAUGAAGAUGAAAGCAGCAACAACAGUAAUAGUCGUGCCCAGACAACACCACUAACACCAUUACUGAUCAAUCAUAAUGAAACUAGCGCUGCUACAACGGAUACAACAGAGUCAACGUUAAGCAGCGGUAUGAUGGGUCAAAAGCGUUCUGUUAAUUGUUCCGAUGAGUUGGCUAACAGUUCAUCGGACGACUCUAAACAACCAGACAUGAAAAAGUUACGUGGUGAUUAAGAAGGACGGUGAAGAACAGAAAAAAGGGCUUAAGAAAUGUAAACAAGGUUCUUGUUUAUUAAAACAAAAAAAAAAAAAAAAACCGAAAAAAUACAAAAAAAAAAACC